UCGAGUGCAAUGCAACGGAGUGUUUACGUGUGGAGUCGCGACCACCGCAUUCACCACAAGUUCAGUGAGACGGACGCCGAUCCGCACAAUUCUAAUCGGGGUCUGUUUUUUGCGCACAUCGGGUGGCUGUUUGUCAAAAAACACCCGGAGCUCAUUGAAAAGCGCCGCGAGAUUGACUGCAACGAUCUCACCGCCGACCCAGUUGUCAUGUUCCAGAAAAGGCACAUGGCCAUUUUGGUAUCGCUAAUGUGUGGUAUAGUAAUACCGGUGGCCGUACCGGUGCUACUAUGGGACGAGAGCUUUGCCAACGCGUUCAUAGCGAACAUAAUCCGAUACCUCUAUGCACUUCACUCGACAUUUUUGGUUAAUUCUGCGGCACAUAUGUAUGGAAUCAGACCUUACGAUGAGAUAAUAGAGCCCCGAGAGAGCAGUGUUGCCAUUUAUUUCACGUUUGGCGAAGGGUAUCAUAAUUUUCACCACACAUUUCCAUAUGAUUCCAACGCCUCAGAACACGAUUGGCGUUAUAAUUUCAAUAUACCGGGCCUUAUACUGGCUGUGUUAGAGAAAAUGAACCUGGUCCGCGAUCUCAAACUUGCCCCCAAAAAUUACGUAGCCAAACGAAAGAGCAUGGUUAAAUUAAAUGGCCAAACGGGUGACAAAAUUGUCAACACAAACUAUUUUGAUAACUUAGAUUUGCAACAAUUCAGUUAA
Messenger RNA from Medioppia subpectinata, 711 nucleotides. The record is from the annotation of a GenBank genome assembly. Lineage: Eukaryota; Metazoa; Arthropoda; Arachnida; Sarcoptiformes; Oppiidae.